Messenger RNA from Lodderomyces pseudojiufengensis, 3153 nucleotides. RefSeq lists its product as uncharacterized. Gene Ontology annotation, cellular component: cytoplasm; fungal-type vacuole membrane. The transcript has a single exon. Gene Ontology annotation, biological process: vesicle-mediated transport; autophagy; endosomal vesicle fusion. The record is from RefSeq and is a predicted model, not a curated record. Lineage: Eukaryota; Fungi; Ascomycota; Pichiomycetes; Serinales; Debaryomycetaceae. The coding region runs from base 1 to 3153 and encodes 1050 amino acids. Gene Ontology annotation, molecular function: protein binding.
AUGAACAUAGAUAUAAUUGAACCUGCCAAAAGGAUUCGAGUAGAGCCAUUACGAGCUAGCAAUAAUAACAAAAUAUCAAGUUUCUUUCAAUUUGAAGACGAACUAUACAUUGGAAGUAGUAAAGGAAAUUUAUUAAUAUACAAAAUAUCCUCACAACCAGCAUCUACAAAUGAAAUUGAAAUAGAUCGUCAUACCACCAAGACAUUCCCCGAAACUAUUCAAUCGCUGGCUUCCAAAUCCAUCAGGUCAUUUAAAUCUUUCCAUGAUCCAAGACAUUUAUUCAACGAGAAGCAUGAUUAUGAACUAACUCACUCAUUUGAUAACUUAUUUGGAGAUAGUUCUAGCAUUCAAAGUAUCAAGAUCUUGCCAUUCACUUCAUCACAAACAGUUCACAAAACCAUAGUAUUGAUUAUUAGUCCCACUUGUUUAAAAAUUUUUGAAAUUGUAGGAAGUCACAUAAAUUUAAUAUUCACCCUUGAAGAGUCAAAUUGUAGAGAUGUGUUAUAUAUCGAACAUAACAGGGAUCGACUAUUACUUGUUGGAGUCAAAAAGAGGUUAUUAAUCUUCAAAAUCACAAAUAAAUCCAGAAAUGUACUUCAAUUCAAUAAAUUUAAAGACUUAUCAUUGAAAGAUAGAGUACGAACAAUCAACAAAUUUAAUGACGAAAAUAUUAUAAUUGGUGUGGACAAUGAAUAUUGGCUUGUGAAUCUAGAUACUUUUACUCCAAUAGCCUUAUCAAGUAUCAAAGAUCUGGAAUUUUUCAAUUACGGGACAUCUUUUUCGUAUUUCGGGUUAUCAACGACGGGUCCACUGGUUUGGACUAUCCCAAUCAACGAAUACGAAAUGUUGUUAGUGAAAGAUACGACAGUUGUAUCUUUAACAAAAGAACCCAUUGAGGUCAAACCUUCAAAUUUAAAACUUACAACUGUUCCGCUAGCGAUCAAUUUCAUAUAUCCCAUAUACUUAGCAGUCACUUAUCCAAAGAAAAUUGAAAUUUUAGACAUUAAAGAAGGGUCGGUGAUUCAAAAAUUUCAGCAUAGCAUAAAUUCAAACCAGAUUUUUUCUGAAAGCAAUGGAUUCAUAGUAAGCUUAGCAUCUGGACUGAAUGUUUUUCAGUUUAAUAUAGUACCUUUCCAUAAUCAAGUCACUCAAUACUUAAAUGUUGGUAGCAAAGCCUCGAAUGGUAAUCUUAGAGAUCCAAAUAACGAUUUGAAAUUAAGUGGUAUGAAUAAAGCUAUAUAUCUUGUUUCAAAUUUAAAAGUUAGUGCGGAAAAUGAUAUAUUUGACGGAGAGAAAUCAAAAGAAUUAAAUUUGAGGGAUUUGUACAAGUUGAAAGCAACUCAUUUGUUCUUAACAUAUUCGAAGUAUCAUGAGGCAUUAGUAGAGAUAGGAUGCGAGUGGAUUCUUUCAUUUCGUGACGUGCUUGCUUUAUUUCCUGAUUUUUUAAAUGGUGAGUAUGUGGUGCAUAACGAAGAUAAAUCAAUCAACAAACCUCAAAACUAUACAUCGCUUAAUCCUGUGAAAAAAAUAUCGGAAGAAGAGUUAAAAUUAAGCACAUUGUCUGAGUCUGAAUAUGAAACGGAUUUAACGACUCGUAAAUCUCGAACUUCGUCAACAAACAAAAAGAUCCCAAUAAACGUUAGAAGAUUCAUAAAAGCUGUAAAUAACUUGAUCAUUUAUUUAACUGAGCAAAGAAGGAUAUUGUUACAAUUUUUCAAUAAACCUAGGAUACUAUGGAAAGAUGUUGAGAUAGAACCAGGUGAUAUAUACCCACCUUUUGAAGAUCAACUUGAGGAGGUUGCAACAAUCAUUGAUACUACCUUAUUCUUGUGCUAUUUUUACUGUAAACCAAUGUUACUAGGGCCGUUGUUGAGAAUACCGAAUAAUCAUUGUGAUUCAAAAACUGUGAAUCGAUGUUUAAUGAGCAACAUCCAUAACCAUGUUCAGCAGAGAAAUUUAAGACAACCAAAUUUUAUAAGAGAGUUGUUAGAUUUUUAUUAUGGAAGAGGUUUGCAUAAAGAAGCAUUGGAAAUGCUAUAUAAGUUAGCACACGAUAAGUCGUCGAUUGAGCAUUCAAAUGAAGAAGAUAAUUUUGAAGAUGAUUUUGUUAGAAGUCCAUCAUUAACAAUACGAUACCUUCAAAAAUUAACUAACGAGAAUCUUUCGUUGAUUUUGCAAUAUACGGACUGGGUACUAGAUGAUAACGAAAAAUAUUGUUCACAGAUAUUAAUGAAUGACUCAUUCGAAUGUGAAAAUUACGAUCAUGGUAAGGUGUUGCACUUUUUAAUUCUGCGAAAAAGCUUUGGUCUUGCAAUUAAUUAUUUGAACUGGUUGUUAUACAAAAGUGAUGUCAAAGAUAAACUUAAAAGAGGUAGUCAAUUUGGAAAAUUUGAAACUAAAUUAUGUUUACUAUAUAUUCAGCAAAUCAUAAAUAAAGUGAAUGAAGAUCAGUACUACAAAGAUUUAUAUCACCUACUACUGACAAGUGAAUCAUUCGAUCCAUGGCCGGUGUUGAAGGAAAUGCCUACAAAUGAUGACAAGUUUUUGAGAUUGACUGUAUUUACAUACAAAAAAUUAAGAGAACAUGAAAAAUCGAUUGAUGUUCUAUAUAAUCAAUUGAACGAUCUAGAUGCUGCAAUGGAUUAUUGUGACCAGAUGUUUAAGCAACCAAACGGUAAAACCAUUGGUAUUAAUUUAUUUCAUAAGUUGAUGGAGGAUUUGUUGGUUAAUAGUGAAAAUAACGUCGACGAUAUAUCAAAACUUUUGACUCAACAUGGAACUAAAAUGUCAACUCAGAGAGUCUUCAAUACGUUACCCACAAACUUUCCAUUAUAUAAAUUAAAACCAUUUUUGAAUUUAUUACUAAAUAAUCUUAACCAAAAAUUGAAUGAUUCCAAAAUUAAUUCUCAAUUAUACAAGAUUGGUUCCAAAAAUUUAGAGUCAAAAGUUUUGAAUUUACAAAAUGAAGGUUACAAACUUAGCUCAAGUAAACAGCUUUGCGCUGUAUGUGAAGAAAGAUUGGGUUAUAGUUAUUUGAGUGUCACCAAAGACGGUGAAAUUAUUCAUUAUGGUUGUGCCCAAAGAUCGAAAAAUAAUUAUAAUGGUCAUACGAAUACAUUAGUAUCGGGAAAAGAGAAUGGAAAUAUCAUUUAA